Molecule: messenger RNA, 6899 nt
Organism: Aricia agestis (brown argus)
Lineage: Eukaryota; Metazoa; Arthropoda; Insecta; Lepidoptera; Lycaenidae
Gene: shn
Exons: 6
Coding region: 400-5961 (1853 amino acids)
Biological process (GO): regulation of transcription by RNA polymerase II
Cellular component (GO): nucleus
Molecular function (GO): zinc ion binding; DNA-binding transcription factor activity, RNA polymerase II-specific; RNA polymerase II cis-regulatory region sequence-specific DNA binding
Source: RefSeq, a predicted model, not a curated record
GCACUCCGCAGGGCGGGAGGAGAGAGCUCGGCACCGCGCGGGACGGGGAAGUGUAGCCGACUGUCGAACGGAACGUAACGAACCGACGACAAAGUACAACUAAAAACAGUUGAACACUCAACUGCGGUGUGGUUGCGUGCGUUUUUUGUUUCUGGAAUGUGCGUUCAUACGAUAGACAUUUACGGCCAAUUUGUGUUAUAAAUAAAACAUAAUCGUGUCAAAAAUUGUUUUAGAAUCAUAGGAAAAUAGUUUAUUUCGCAUCGGAGUGUUAGUGAGGACGAGUGACGACAUAGAAGGUGUAUGUGAGUGUGUGUGUGUCGUGGCGUGGAUCGUCGCGCAAAUAUUAACGAUGAUUCACUUGCGCGCGGGUGAAAUGCAGCCUAUCGGACUUGUUGACAUAUGUUCAGGAGGCGUAAACAAAUGAUAAUACCGAGAUAUCAUGGUGGACUAAUUCAUUCUUACGCGGCCGGUACUCAAGUCGCGGGCAAGAUGCCGUUGACACAAGAGAAACGUUUGGACUCAAAUUUUUCCAACAACAAUGACCAGAGCUACCUUCACAAGAAGUUUAAGAAGGCUUCUACGGUGCUUCCAGUGAAAGUCGAGGAAAGUAGGCAGUUGGAGACAAGUCUGGCACAAAUAGGGUGUAAUACAUCUAUUCCUAACGGCAGUAUUGCAUCUACGGACCCAGAAAUAAAUGUAAUAAGAGAAAACCAUACUAUACAGAACACUGGAUUGGAAAAUAAUGUACAAACUAAUGAUAGAGAUGAUAAUAGUAGAUUAAGUGAUGUUAGUAAUUUUGUUCAAGCAACUGGUAAAACCAGUUUUGCAGAUGAAUUUUUAAACAAGACUGAAAACCUCGAAAACGAUUUUAUAAAAGAAGCUUAUAACAGUGGCGGAACAGGGCGAUAUGUUUGCCCAUAUUGUAAGUUAUCAUGUGCCAAGCCUUCAGUUCUUCAGAAACAUAUCAGAGCUCAUACAAAUGAAAGACCUUACCCGUGUAAGCCAUGCGGAUUUGCAUUCAAAACAAAAUCAAAUCUCUAUAAGCAUAGGAGAUCAAGGACACAUGCUCUUAGAUUACAGGGUGCUGAUAUUUCAUCCGUUGUAAAUGAAGAGGACUUAUCAGGUGGAUCCGAAAGUGACACCUCGACUCCUCCUAUAAUACAGACAGAAACAAGCUUGGAAACUGCAGUGCCAAGGCAGGAAUAUAGUAGACCCAAUGAUUUUUCUUCGCCAGAAUUAAAUAGUGAUCACAACAAUUCUUUCGUAAAUUCCUUGUCCAAUUAUAAUGACAACCCAAAAUCAAAGGGAAUUUAUAAACCUAAGUUCAGGGCGACACUGUAUCAAGGUAACGAAGAGAAAGAGAGAAUUAAAAAGAGUAUUUCUCACAAUCCUGACUUUCUUACAGAACAUAUCUCAAAAAUUAUAUCAGAUAAUGAGGCUAUUGUUGAUGUCAUUGAAACACCGUUACAAAAAAAGUAUGGAAAAAUAAAACAAAUAGCAGAAAGUAAACAAUUAUUGAAUGAGAUGGAAAAUAAAUCAGAGGCAACUCCCUUAAACUUAACUAAAACCAGCGCAGAAAAAGAAUAUGUUUGCAGAAAAAGAUCUCAUUCUGAAACAUUUGCUCAUAUAAUUAACGAAGAACAAAAACACCCACUUAACCCCGAGGGUUCAAUCAUUAAGGAUUUACUGUUAAAAACAAAAGCAAAUGGCCUGAGUUCCAGUAAUAAUGAAGUAUUGGUAGAAGGCUUAGGUCCAUUAUACGUUUGUCCUUUAUGCCAAAUAGUAUACAGAAGUGCAGAAAAUUUAGAAGCCCAUAAACUAAAUUAUUGCAAAGGGUAUGCAGGAGCUACAAACUUUCAAAACGAGCCUAGGCCUCACAGACCUGAAAAUGUGUUUGUAAGAAGUAAUUCGAUAAAUGUAAAAAUGCCAGAAACUCACAUUUCUAGAACAAGUUCAAUGUCCAAAUCUCCACCAUUAAGAAAUAAACCAGACAACCUUGUUAUAUUGAAAACUGAGUGUAAUGAUGUAAUCGCACCGUUGCCGUCACCCGGUCCUCUCUUAGGAAAUACAAGACUUGUUGACACCAGAAUCCCUGGAGAGAUGAAUAGAAAGUGUGAUGCUAUUAAAAUAAAAUCGAAAGACUGCAGUCCGAAAAGAAGACUUGAAAGUAGGUCUGAAACUUUUAGUCCAAGGGCAUUAGAUAAUAUGUCUCCUAGGUCGGCUGAUUUAUAUUCUCAAUCAAAACUGAGAUGUUUAGAUUCAAGUCCGGUAUCGCUUAGAUCACUCGAAGAAAUGUCGCAACAUAUGAGGCAUAAUUCUACAUCUCUACAAAUGUUUGGAGGUGAGGUAAAAAUUGUGGAUCAUUUGGGCAGCACUACUACGCUUAGAAUAGAGCCAAGUAAGAGCCAAUUAUCACCGAUUAUCAUUCAACAAAAUUUAUCGCCAUCGAAAUACGCCAAUGACCCAGAAGCAAGCAGUAUUGUAGUUCGUUCGGGAUUGCAUUCUGGCGGGACAAUAGUACAUAAUCCACCUACACCAAAAGAAACAAGCACACCCCAAGUACAAACGCCAAGAUCUACCCCCAAUAUGCAUUCUGCAAACUUUUUGAGUAUUCACGACUUCUCCCAUUUCCAAUUCCCGCCUCUUAGCGCUAUAACAGCGUAUAAUCCCUUAACUUUACCACCGCUUAGUCCCACAUCGUCUCCAAAUGGGACAUCUACUAUAUUGCAUGGUGGUAAACUGAUACCUCACGUACCUGGUAUCCCUGGUCCAAAUACUUCUAGUUUAUUUGUUCCCAGCCCGUCUGGAACUAAAAACGAAACAUUUAAAUCUGUUACGAAACAAAUAUCAGAGGCUUCACGUGACAUGCUGUCGCCAUCAACCAUACCGGGAAGGGGAAGUUCUGAAUCAUAUGAGAGAGGACGGAAAUCAAAAAGCCCAAAUGUGAGAGUAGUAGACUCAGAAAAGUUUACUCAAAACAAACUCAAUUCAGAAGUUAAACAUGUUUCUACUAUACCUCUAAUAAAAAUCAAGAAUGUCGACGAACCAAGUAUAAGCUCGAUAUCGCCUAACAAUAAUUCAAAAACUGUGAUUACCAAACCGGAUGCUGCGCUGAAAAGAAAUGCAGACGGAUUACUACGAUCAGCUGUAGUAAAAGAAAAUAAUAGUUAUCAGGUGAAUAAAUUUAGAAAUAAAGAACUAAACCUGUCGUCAACAAGAACAGUUACAGAACUAAAAUCAGAAAAUGAUAUCAAAAAUUUCAACUUUGAAAAUUUAAUAACCAAAGCAGAAAUCUAUAAUAAUCAAAUGCAAACUUCUGGAGAAGUACAGAAACAUCAUAAUGCUAAUGAAACAUCAGUGUCUUCGCCACAGAAUGAGAGAUCAGAAACAUCUUACUUCCAAAAGAAUGUCGUAACCAAAACUUCUACCGAGGAUAGAAAGCCGAAGUUUUUACGGCCAUCAACGUUGCCCUUAAAACCUGGUACUUUUACGCCAAAACGGCACCACGGUAUAACACCAAACGCUAAUACAAUGCCAUUAGUAUCACCGGAAACUCCGAGACCAGCAAAAGCUUAUGGUCAGUUAUAUUUAAAUGGAAAUGCAUACACGUACUUAGGACUAAAGUGCUCCACUAAGGUGUUUUACUGUACUAUCAACCGUCCGCAGCCGACUUAUGUUCCGAAUCAACAUUUUCUUUCAAUGUACAGCAACUGGCAGUUAUUAUCAGAUCUGACGCCGGAUCCGCUCGGUUUGUCAGCAUCGUCUGCAAUGUCCUUAUAUGACUCACGGCAUCGACCACAAAAUGUAGCCAUGUCUGUUAUUAAACAAGAUCUUAUAUUGACUCAUUCUUCACAAUGGAAAGCCACUAAGGAUUUAAAACAGACUGUACAUACUUUGGAUGCUAAAUCUGAUGACCCGAAAAAUAUGUCAGAUAAUAAUUUACCCAAGAAGGAGUUAGCGGGAGGCUUUGAAAGCAAUGAGGAAUAUACGUACGUACGUGGUCGCGGCAGGGGGCGUUAUGUUUGUUCAGAAUGUGGUAUUCGCUGCAAAAAACCAUCCAUGUUAAAGAAACAUAUACGCACUCAUACAGACGUACGACCUUACACAUGUAUCCACUGUGUUUUCAGCUUUAAGACGAAGGGUAAUCUUACGAAGCACAUGAAGAGUAAAGCGCACUACAAGAAAUGUUGCGAAUUGGGAAUAAAUCCAAAUGAAGGCAAUGAUGGUGAAAAUAUGGAAAUGGCCCAGUGUUCCGGAGAAACUGACGACGAGACCGAUUCUGAUGGCGACGAGGGAAAUGAAGGAGAAACAGAAUCAAGCGAUACGGAAAUAUAUAAAUCGCGGCUUCCCGAACACGAGGCAGCGCAUUGUUUACUGUCAUUGGGCGGAAAUAGACCAGCAACUUCAGCGACGCCUGGACUCAUAACCAGUGCUAGACCAACGACUUACCCUUACACGCCUAUCGUUAUGACAGAUUCAGUCAUAACCGAGACACCCUUGGAUAACUCACAGUCGCUAAGGCCUAAUGCGAUCGAUGCCAGGAUAGAUCCUGAUAACGAACCGAUGGAUUUAAGUAAAAGCGACGUGAAAGUGAGUAGCAACAUGUCAGAAAUACCGACGGCUAGAGAAUCUAGUGUCCUCGCAUCCUUAGCCUCGAACACAGCAAAGUUACCGCAACAGCAAAGUCAAUGGGCGAACGGUGAACCGAUGCUCCAUACUUAUUUGACCGAACGAGCCUUGCUAGACACGAAAAUCAAACAAAGUCAACUUACAAGUAAUUUAAACAAGUUGAGAAAAAUUGAGUUGGAAAGUUCAAAUUAUGAAGAAAACAAAAGCAAGGAAACCGUCCUCAAUAGUGUCAGCAUAUCAAAACCCGCAAUAGAAAAUAUUAAAAGCAAACCAAUAGUGCCAGUCGAAAGUAUAAAGUCCAACGAGUCCUUACAAAUCUCAACAUCAAUUGUUAGUGAAACUAAACGAGCCCGGACGCCGAAUAAUCCGAAUGCUGAAAAUGCAAAACAUGUAGUUUCCGAAUAUUUGAAACAGGCACGAAUAAAUCAUAUGAAGACACACGAGGAUUCUCUAUCUAAUCAUCAUAUAGAUAUGUCCAGUGACGAAAGUAAUUGCGGUAAACCGUAUUUAGAAGAUAAAAAACUAGAAGACGGGGUCGACUGUAAUAUCACAAAGCCGGCAUCUUCCGAAUACGAUUCGGUGGCAUCCAAAGUCGUUAUCGGCAUGGGAGGGGUAGCUUUUAAGGUGAAAGGGAAAGACUUCGAAGGAACGUCAUACUCCCCUGGGAAACUCAUGGAGGAUGGACGUAAAGUAUGCGAUUUCUGCAACAAAACAUUUACGAAGCCUUCACAAUUGAGAUUACAUCUCAACAUCCACUACAUGGAGAGACCUUUCCGGUGUAGCGUAUGCGCGGUCAGCUUCCGAACGAGAGGACAUUUACAAAAACACGAACGAUCGGGCUCGCAUCAUAAUAAAGUUUCAAUGACAUCGGCGUUCGGCGCCGCUACGACGUUCAAUCCUAGACCCUUCAGGUGUUCCGACUGCAACAUCGCCUUCCGAAUACACGGGCACCUAGCGAAACACCUCAGAAGCAAAAUGCACGUGAUGAGACUCGAGUGUCUUUUCAAACUACCGUUCGGAACGUUCACGGAAAUCGAGCGGGCCGGUCUGAGUUUAACGGAUAUCGAUACGACGGACUGUGCCAGUUCGUUGGCGAGCUUGCAGUCGUUAGCGCAGAAGCUGCACGAGAAGGAUCCGUCCAAACUGGAGUAUAGGGAGCCGAGCGCGUUGAUGACUUCCGGGAGGGAAUCCUCCGAGGACGAGGAAGCGUCCGUCGGUGCGAUGAGUUCGGAAAAGGGUGACAAUGUGAGAGACAGUGACAUGAAGACUAUCGGAGGUAGUGAAAUUCAAGAAACAGAGACGAGAGUUAUUUAUAGUGCCACAGAUAAUUAGUGCCAAAAGUAACUUAAGUAGUAUGUUAUUUUAAUGUGCAAUUUUGUUAUUAUUGUUUAUACCGUUUAAGGUCUAUCGUUCGGCCUGGGCUUUAACCCAGUGGGGUGUGAAAACGAAAUCGUUCGCUUUAAUUAUAUCGUAUGAGUGAAAAUUUUCAAAAAUUAUGUGACAUUCUGUAUCUUGUAUAUAACUCAAAUUGAUAUCUUAACAUAAUUUUAACAUUAUUGUUAUAUUCGCUUCCAGUAUAGGGGUUACUUAUUGUUAUUCGGAUAGCUCUUUUAAUUUUAAUAGGAUAUUAAAUUUGUUAAAUAUUCUUAUAUUUGUAAAAAGUGCAAAACGAAACUUGCGAUAAAACAUUUUCAUUAAAUGGGUAUGGUCCACAACUAAGAUAAAGAAUGCUUAAGAUAUCAACGAAACAUAUUACAAGUAUAAAUUGUAGUAAAGUCUUGAUAGAGUCUAUAUUAAGCCCUUUUGUAUGUAUUUUUGUAAAAUAUAUACUUACUAUAUUGUAUUUACACUGAGUAACUUCUACUUCCAAAAAUUCUUUAUCUUUUAAAGUAAUUGGCAUAUCAAUUUCCGUAAACGAAUAGUAGGUAAAAGUAAUCCUUGAAGAGUCUUCCAUAUCGAAAAAUAGUACUUGUGCUAGAUGUUUGUUUUAUAUGUUACUCUUCACUUGGGUAAAUAUUUGUACAAUUUGUAGAUAUUUUCAAAGAAUUUAGAUUUAUAUAAAUAUUAACGUAAUAAUAAUGUAAAAUAUGUUACAAUGUAAGCCUCCUUUGCCUAAAUAUUUUAUAUAUACAUAUUUUUGUUGUAGUAAGAUUGUUGUCAUUAUUGUAGUCAUAGAUUUAUGAUGGUUUUUGCCACCGUUACAACCGAUUGAAUAAUAUAAUCUAUGAUUGUAGCAUUUCAAACAGUUAGUAAAACUAAUUUAAAGUCAA